GUCCGCCCGUCACGUAGGUUUCGCUCAGGUCGAUCGCAAGCAGUCUAGUGCCAUGAGAGCGUCGGUGGUGUUGGUGCUUGCUGUGGUGCUCAGGGUGCGCGGCCAGCAGCAACCGCAGCAGCAGGUGUUCGCCAGGACCGAGCUGUACGAUGAGCAGCUCCUCAUGCAGCAAUUGCAGAUCGACCAGCAGCAAGUCCAAGCACAACUCCAGAAUUUGCAGCUGGAGCGGCAGUUGGCACCAAGGGGUUCUGCCGAGGCCCAGAGGCUUGACAACCUGCAGGCCGAGCUGCUGUUCCGUUUGCAGGAGGACUCUUUCCAGUUCCAGGAACUGCAAAGACUCCUUCAAUUGAGAGUUUUGCAGCAAACGCCAACCUCGACCUUUACUUUCGUGCGAAGACAAACAAGUCCGAAUGCUUUCCCGCCCCCGCAGCCCCCGCGACGGCCUCCUCCGCCGAACCCUGCAGCGAUCGGACAGCCGCCGCUGUCGGGCUUCAGUCAGUUCCAGCGGCCGCAAACAGCCUUUCCUGCCAGGCCGCCCGCACCCGGCAUCCCCCAGCAGAGCAAUUUCAACCCCCAGCAGCGACCGCAGAACCAAAACCCACCACAACAAAGCAGCCCCAACGACGGUGCCCCUGCGUGUCGGACGACGCGUGGCGAAACGGGACGCUGCACCCCUCUGGUCGCGUGCGCCGUCUUUUACGCUGACAUUCCCGAGCUGCGCAAACAACCCUGUCCGUUAGGGCCGCCGGGACAAUUUGGAGUCUGCUGCCCCCCGAGAGACGCAAAUCAACCGAUUCCACCAAGAGAUGAAGGUGGAGUGAAUGAGAAUGGAGUCCUACGUGCACCCUCCCCGCCGAACAUUUUAAUUCCUCAGAUCAGUCCUGCGCAGCUGCAGAACGCUGGCCAGAAGGGUGUUGAUGCUCUCAGGGCUCGUCUUGAGUUUGUGGCCCGACUUUUUGCAAUGGGCAUCAUUGUGACGCCGCAGAGUCCAGCCAGCGGCCACCAAGAGUUCUUCCAAACUGAUAACGCAACCCUGAAGCAAGGUGAAAACGCGCAAAGUGGAGUGGACGCUUCAAUUUCUCUCAUUCAGGAUUUGCAGCUCACUCCAGAACAAGGUACAUUCGCCCUUCCGGCCUUCUCCCUGCUGAACACCAUCAUCGGUGACACGUGCCCACCAGAGGUGAAGUGUGACCCUUCCCGAAAGUACCGUUCGGCCGACGGCUCCUGUAACAACCUGAUCGACGGCCGGUGGGGUCGCCGAGGCGUUGCCCUGCAACGCAUCUUGCCACCAAAAUAUGGAGACGGAGUCAACUCUCCUCGCACAGGAGUUGCUCUGCCCACGGCCCGCGAAGUCAGCCAACGACUCACAACCGGAGGGGCUCCCGACACACCUGACGACAGCCUCACUCUGCUCGUUAUGCAGUGGGGUCAGUUCUUGGAUCACGACCUGACGCACACCCCUAUUAGUAAAGGUCCAACUCAAAGUGGAAUUGCUUGUUGCACCAAUGGAAAGAUCAAUGACAUUGAUCGAAGACACCCUGAUUGUUUCCCGAUCGGUUUGCCGACGCAAGAUCCUAUUUUCGGACCCCUGGGUGAGCAAUGCAUGGAAUUUGUCCGGUCUCUUCCUGCACCUAGACCACAGUGUAACUUUGGUCCUCGCGAGCAAAUGAACCAAAUCACGGGCUACAUUGACGGAUCAAACGUUUACGGUUCCAAUCAGGAUCAACAAGAUGCCCUGAGACUUUUCCAAGGUGGUUUCCUUCGCGCCCAGCAGACUCGAAGAUCCACCCUUCUCCUACCUGACAACAGAAAUGAGUGCAGUAGUGGAGGGUUGUCGUGUUUCCGCGCUGGCGACGGUCGCGUCAAUGAGCAGCCGCAACUAACGGUGACGCACACGGUGUGGCUCCGAGAGCACAACCGGCUGGCGGCUGCUCUGGGAGAGAUGCACCCUAAGUGGAGCGACGAAGCCAUCUUUCAAGAGGCGAGGCGAAUUGUAGUUGCGCAGAUGCAGCACAUCACCUACAACGAGUGGCUGCCCAUUAUCCUUGGUCGUGAGCGAAUGGAUCUGUUGAGGUUGUCACCUCAAGAGAACGGUGGUACUCGACUUUACGACGAGACGUUGAACGCUGGAAUCACCAACGUGUUUGCCACGGCUGCUUUCCGCUUCGGGCACUCCCUCAUCCGCGACUCCAUCCAGACGUUCAGCCAAUUUGGCACAAUCAAAGAAGACCUGCCUCUGCACCGCAACCAGUUCUCGCCGUUCGUGUUGUACAAAGAGGGUGCCUUCGACGACCUACUCCGAGGUCUUCUGACGCAGACUUGUCAACGCUUCGACAGAUUUUUCUCACGGGAAGUCACCGAUAAACUUUUCCAGGGUUCAUUGCCGUUCGGUCUUGACCUGGUGGCCUUGAACAUUCAGCGAGGUCGUGACCACGGCCUUCCACCCUACAAUGAGUGGCGCUCCGUUUGCGGUUCAAAAAGUGCCACAUCCUGGCGUGACCUCGCCGUUGAGAUGGAGCCUUCGGCAGUGUCGGCUUUGCAGGCUGCUUACGCUGACGUGAACGAGGUUGACCUCUUCCCUGCACUUGUGGCCGAGCGACCUCUCAGGGGUGCCCUGGUUGGACCAACCCUGGCGUGCAUUCUUGGCGAUCAGUUUGUGCGUCUGCGCAGGGGCGACCGCUACUUCUACGAAGAGCAAGGCCAAAACGGAUCCUUCACGCCAGAACAACUGGCAGAGAUCAAGAAAACGAGCCUUUCGCGGAUUUUGUGUGACAACUCCGACGACAUGGUUCGACUCCAGCCCCUUGCUUUCUUCAAAUCAAAUUUCGCGAACCAGAGGGUAGAUUGCACGAGUGACGCCAUCCCCCGACUCAACCUGGCCGCGUGGGCCAACGAGCCAGUGCCCGUUUGAAUAUUAUGUCGAUAAUAAUAAAAGAGUUUUGCCACACGUUUGCAAAAAGCAGCAG
This is a messenger RNA of Neocloeon triangulifer, 2966 nucleotides long. Its product is annotated as peroxidase-like. NCBI's taxonomy places the organism in Eukaryota, Metazoa, Arthropoda, Insecta, Ephemeroptera, Baetidae. The record is from RefSeq and is a predicted model, not a curated record. Bases 53 to 2911 code for a protein of 952 amino acids. Gene Ontology annotation, molecular function: heme binding; peroxidase activity. Gene Ontology annotation, biological process: response to oxidative stress. The transcript is spliced from 17 exons.